CGUUAACGCGUCCUUUCUUAUCAUCUUCCUCUCACUUUUAACAUCAUAUUGAAAAGAGAUUCUAUGAUCUUUCAUUCUACUCAUUGACUGAAACAUUGGUUUUUCUUGUAAGCGUAGCAGGCACGCCUGUAUUCGAACUCGACAUCAUCCAACGCCACACUGAAUCUUACACGCGAUAACCUCUCAAUACAUUCAUGCUAUGGCCACAGCCUCUCCAGUAGCGUUCUCUGCGAUGGACCCUCCUGUGAUCGAUGAUACGAUGGAGAUGGCUUCCCCUUACCCGGGGCAUGCCGACGAUUUUGACAUCGACCUCGAUGUCAUGGACGAUCAAGCCUCGAACAACGAUAAAGACAUGAUUGGAGACGACGAAUUUGAGGAGCCUCCUCAACCAACAUAUGAACAAGAUGGUGCAAAUGAUGCCGACAUGAUAGAUGAUGUCGCUGAACCGACCAUGCUUGAUGCAGACGACCAAUAUGCAGAGACAAGUUAUAGUGUCGAGAUGCAGUACGGCACUGAAAAGCUUUACGAGGCAGAUAUGCUAGAAGAUGAUUUUGAGGAAGACAUUGAUGCCCCUGUUCCAGAAGCUCCUGUACCAGAACUCCGAGAAGAAGCCCCGACACCCCUUGAAUCUGCAGUUAAUCAAGUAACAUCAGAACAAACCCCUACUGGAGAAGGCAAUAUCGAACAAGACAAUAGUGGAAACCAGACCGCGGAAAACCUUCCUGAGACUGGUGCCGAAUCGGCACAUGUGCAAGAUGCACCGGAAGAAGUUACUCCACAUCACCAUCAUCAGGAUACCGACCAUGUUACCCAGGAACCUGAAGUGGGCCAGUCUGAACGUGAGAAAGUUGAUAAUAAUGUCAACGACACUAACAAACCAGCUCAAGUAGAUAUACCGGAAGGUCCUGGUGAUUAUGAGGAUGAUACAACUGGCGCGGAACAGCCCCAAGUGUAUCAAGAUGAUACUAGUGGAACCCAGCCAAUAUUGGAUGAGCACAAAGAACCGGAAGAAGAACAAAGAGAGCACACGGCGUUUGACGAUUCACAUGAGCAAGAGACGAAACCUGCGGGAGACAACGAGCAAGAAAAUGAUACAGCUAAGGAUAUUCCUCUCUACCCUGUGAGAGUUUACUACCAAGAAAACGAGAUUUCGUUAUUCCCACCUCACGAGGGCGACUCCUCCGAAACUUUUUUCCUCGAAGAUGAAAACCUAGCAUAUGCGCCGUUAGGAGAGCUCUUUCAGUCUUGUCGUGGAGUACUUCGCGAGCAUAUUGGUGACAAUGAAGUUCUCAUUAUGGAUGUUGACGCUCUGAACAUCCAACUAACUGAGGAUUCUUCACAUAUAUCAAAGAUAACUUUGUAUCAGAUUGUCGACUUGUACCUACAGUUGUGCCACAAUGAUGGGGUCGAUGAACCUGAACCCCUCUAUCUCACCCUCAAUACGAAACUGACUAUAUCUGCGGAGGUUUCUGACCUCCUUCUAGCUGCCAGUGAAGGAAAAGGCUUGUCUGAGAUCCAUUCGUGGGAUGGCUAUCAUGAAGUGGAGGGAGCCUCAGCAGAUAUCCUUGAAGGAGAUGACCAGGAGCUGAAAUCGGAUGAAGAGCAGCAAGAUAUGCCCUAUGAAAAAGUUCGUCGCCUUUCUGAACCACAAGAUGUUCAUGGAAAGGAGCCUACUACCAACGAUCACCAAGUCGCAGAGGGUCAACAGGAUGACCAAUGUUUGGAGGGUGAUGAUGCAAGUGCUAACAUAUCAGACGAUGCCCCUGAAGCAAAAGAAGCCAGCCGGCUGCAGCUCGAGAACCCAAAGCCUUGCGAUCGACAAUCACCAAAUGAGGCAUCGUAUGACUCGGAAGAAGAGCAACAUACGGAAUCCACAGCUACUAUAACCAAUCUACCGGCAAAUGACUCAACAGAUGGGCAGCAACAUCCUGACGGUUUUACAGAUGUGCCACCUAAUAAUCAAGAGGCCCAUGACACCCAUGAAGAACGGUACGAACUAGAAGGCACUAGCGACAAGGGUUUUCCCGAAGAGGGAAUCAGCUCAGUUACUGCCAAUAGUAUUAACUAUGAAGAAGAAGAUGAAGGUGAUGCCUCUGGUCAUGAACAUGACCAUUCCACUGAGCCAAACACAGAAAAGCAUCACGAGGAACCGCCGAAAGAGAGUUAUGAAGACACCCACACCGAGGUUGAGAGUGUUUCCCAAGACGACGAAGAUGAUACCGAAGAGACAUUGCAGGGCGACGAAGGAGAUACUUUGCCCAAGGUGGAUAGCACUGUCGCAGAUGUACAAGGGAACCUCGCUCAACCUAGUCCCGAUCUGGCCGACGUCUCACUCGGUAUCACAGAAGACCUUAAGAGCUCUAUCGGCGGCCCAGAGAAUAUGGAUGACGAUUUCGUGGAUACAGGCCUUCCUGGAGAGAUUACUGAUGUGGCUCAAGAUACUGCAUCAAAUGCCAUCGGAGACGAAGUCGAAGAAUUACCCUUCGAUGACGAGGAAGAAUACCUAGACUUCGGGAUCGACGAAGAUCUCGGUGUAGCUGAUGAGGAGAUUGGCACGAAGUCCGUUUCGGCAUCCACCAAACGGCAUCGUGAGCCGGAAGAUGAUGAGUUUGAGCUGGCUGAGAGCCCUACUCCAGACGCUAAGCGCUCCCGGUCUUCGUGAUCUCAUCUUCACCAUCUUCACUAGUUUCUUACCACCCCUUUGAUCUAUCUGCCAGACUAGUCCGCCAUUUUUCUGGACUGUAUGCGCAUUUGUCGGAUUUGUCUAACCAGUCACUGCACCUCUCGGUUCGUGCUGAUCACAGUAUCUUUCCUAUCGAGGUGCGCUAGUAACAAUGAACUAACCUAAAAUACUUCGGUGGAUAUCGACCGCCACAGCCACUCAAACGGAAUCAGGUAUGUAUCUCCCUAAUAACUCCUCAGAUUUUCAAAGUAUGCUCUUAGAGGUAUACGUUCAGUCUUGUCC
Molecule: messenger RNA, 2965 nt
Organism: Aspergillus alliaceus
Lineage: Eukaryota; Fungi; Ascomycota; Eurotiomycetes; Eurotiales; Aspergillaceae
Exons: 2
Coding region: 200-2662 (820 amino acids)
Source: RefSeq, a predicted model, not a curated record